This is a messenger RNA of Spinacia oleracea (spinach), 1121 nucleotides long. RefSeq names its product abscisic acid receptor PYL2. Lineage: Eukaryota; Viridiplantae; Streptophyta; Magnoliopsida; Caryophyllales; Amaranthaceae. Gene Ontology annotation, cellular component: cytoplasm; nucleus. The transcript has a single exon. Gene Ontology annotation, biological process: abscisic acid-activated signaling pathway. The record is from RefSeq and is a predicted model, not a curated record. Gene Ontology annotation, molecular function: abscisic acid binding; signaling receptor activity; protein phosphatase inhibitor activity. The coding region runs from base 116 to 715 and encodes 199 amino acids.
ACCCUUUUUAAAAGCUCACAAGUUCUCCUCCCCACUUCCAUUUCCCAAACUCUCCAAAAUUUCUCCCUUCCCUCUUCCCCCACGUGUGCUCUCAACAACCCCCUCUUUCACCUUCAUGGCCACCCAACCACUACCACCAUCUCCACCGUCACCACCACCACCACAAGGGCUAACCCAAGAAGAGUACACCACCUUACAACCCCUAAUCCAAACCUACCACACCUACAACCCACCCCCACCCAACACCACCACCUCCCUCAUCACUCAACGCAUUGACGCCCCAGCAGACGUCAUCUGGCCUUACGUCCGUCGUUUCGACAACCCUGAACGCUACAAACAUUUCAUCAAAAGCUGCCGUUUAACCUCCGGUGACGGCUCCUCCGUCGGUAGCGUACGUGAGGUAAGCGUAGUUUCCGGUCUACCAGCAUCAACUAGCACCGAACGCCUCGAACUUCUCGACGAAGAACACCGCGUAUUAAGCUUUCGUGUGGUGGGUGGACAACACCGCCUUCGUAACUACAAGUCUGUUACCUCCGUCAAUGAGUUUAAGAAUAUCAAUGAGAAUAAAGUUUAUACAAUUGUGUUGGAAUCGUAUAUCGUUGAUAUUCCUGAAGGUAAUUCUGCUGAUGAUACAAAGAUGUUUGUUGAUACUGUUGUUAAGCUUAAUCUUCAAAAACUUGGGGUUAUUGCCACGUCUGAUUUUCAAGGAAAUUAAUGAUUUUUUUAAUUAACAUAAUAAUUACAUUAUGUUAAUUAUUGGAUAGUUCUCAAAUUUUGAGGGCUUUCCCUUUUUCUUCUUUUUUUUAAUUUUUUUUUUAAAUCCAUGUAAUUAAUUUAGCAUGGAUUUGGAGAUCAUUAUGGUCAAUAAUCUAGGUUUUUCUCCCUUAAUGAAAAAAAUAAUUAGUUGUAGUUGGUAUUUGGUAUUUGGAGGAAUGUGGGUUAAUUUUUUGUAUGGAGUACUUUUUUUUUAUUAUUAUUAUUUAUUUUAAAUUUUAUAUUUUUGCAUUAACCUCUUAUGUAGUUUUGGAGUAUUUUUCAUUUUUCUAUUAUAGAAUUAAUAUGUCACUCCUCCUCCUUGUAACGCCAAAAUAAAAGACAUAAAUACGAAGUAGUACCAAAUA